Messenger RNA from Lampris incognitus (smalleye Pacific opah), 2894 nucleotides. It is a transcript of the gene c1r, whose product is annotated as complement component 1, r subcomponent. Gene Ontology annotation, molecular function: serine-type endopeptidase activity; calcium ion binding. Lineage: Eukaryota; Metazoa; Chordata; Actinopteri; Lampriformes; Lampridae. The transcript has 13 exons. Gene Ontology annotation, cellular component: extracellular region. The coding region runs from base 126 to 2225 and encodes 699 amino acids. The record is from RefSeq and is a predicted model, not a curated record. Gene Ontology annotation, biological process: proteolysis; complement activation.
CUUUUGCACUCUUCGUUGCCUAAUACUGGAAACGAAAGACUGACCAAGAUUCCUGUUCAUGUGGCUGUGAGACACCUGCAGCUACAGCAGCAGACCAGUCAUCUUGAAGAUAGUCUUCGUCAGAUAUGGCCUGGACCGCUCGUACCACCCUUUGUUUUCUGUGUGUGUUAGUUUGUGGGAGCUGGCGGCCGACCCACACCAAGCAUGUCAUGUAUGGUGAAGUCCAGUCCCCCCAGUAUCCCAUGCCUUACGCUCCCAACCUGGAGAAGCAGUGGGACCUCAGUGUGCCCGAGGGCUAUCAGAUCCAGCUCACCUUCACACACCUGGACAUUGAGCCUUCUGACUCCUGCUAUUAUGACGCUGUCACAGUUGUCUAUGAUCAAAACGUGCUGGGGAGGUUUUGUGGUCAGGAAAACUCAGGCAACCAGCGCGUCUUGUCUCCCGGCAACAGACUCACCCUCAUAUUCCAAAGUGACGACUCCAACCCAGAGGUCCAUCAGCCCGUCGGCUUCUCUGCUCACUACCAGGCAAUAGACAUAGAUGAGUGUGCGAUGCCAGAACCCAAAGAUGACUCUGGUCCACUCUGCUCUCAGAUCUGCCACAACACUCUGGGCUCCUACAUCUGCUCCUGUUACCAUGGGUAUGACCUCCGUCCAGACCAGCGAACCUGUCUGUUGUCAUGUGGUGGAGGUAUAUUUGAUGAGCUUGAGGGUCACCUGUCCAGCCCAGGAUACCCUGAACACUCACCUCACGGUAUGUCCUGCCAAUACACCAUCUCCGUAGAGGCCGGCUUCACUGUCACCCUAAACUUCACUGAUGAUUUCCAUAUCGAGAGCAUAGACGUCCCACAAGGCCCCGACUGUUUACACCACUGGUUAAUGGUGACUAUCCCAGACAGAAAGCCCGUAAAGCUUUGUGGAGGGACGAGUCCGGGAGUGAUGGCCACUAACUCCAACACAGUCCAGCUGGACUACCACACAGACUGGGCGGGUCUGAGCCAUGGCUGGAGUCUGGACUACAACACCCACAGGGUCAAGUGUCCAUUUCCCAAUACUGUGGCCAACGGUAGGGUCACUCCUGUCUUAACUGAAUAUUCUUACAGGGACUACAUCCAUGUACGCUGUAACCAAGGAUACAAGCUGAUGACGGACGGUAGCGAGAUCCAGAGCUUCUCCUCCAUGUGCCAAAGCAAUGGACGGUGGCACCUCCCUCUCCCAGAGUGCCAGUUAAUUGACUGUGGACAGCCUGAGCCAUUGCUGAAUGGAGGGUUGACGUUCAUAUCCGGCUCUAAGAAUCAGUACCGUUCUGUUAUUCAGUACCACUGUAAUAAGCCAUCUUACGAUCUCCUCGGUGGAGUAAAUGUUAGCUACACGUGUGCAUCAGACAGAAAGUGGAGAGACAACAAUAAUGUUCCCGUCAUCCCAACUUGUAUACCAGUCUGCGGCGAGCCCACGGCGCAAAUCACCGGCAUUCAGAGAAUCCUCGGGGGCGAGACCGCUCCGGCCAAUUCUAUCCCCUGGCAAGUGAUGCUGACUGUGAACGGUGGAAGGGGAGGGGGCAUCGUGAUUGGAGACCGCUGGAUUAUGACCGCAGCUCAUGUUCUGACAAACAGUGAAGGCAAUCUAGUGGAAAAGGGGGCAGUUAAGGUUUACAUGGGAAAUAACAACGUCAACGAGCUACUCAAGCACGAACCUGCUAAUAUCGCUUCCCUUCACGUUCAUCCGAAAUACAGCAACUACGACAACGACAUCGCUUUAAUCAAACUGCAACAACCACUCACUUUCCACGAGGCUUUAAUGCCGAUAUGUUUGCCAGCAGAGGGGGCUGAAUACACCACUAACAUUGUGGGGAUGGUGUCAGGAUUUGGUAUGACACUGGUGAAAAACCAAAUGUUGAUUACCAAUAAACUGAAAUACGUGCGCAUCCCUAUUGUGGACCAGGGCACGUGUAGUGAUUCUGUCAUUGAGGCAAAGAAGGCUUACAGGGAGCUGAGGUCAGACCUGACAGCUAAUAUGUUCUGUGUCGGAGUCCCUGAAGCUGGGACGGACUCGUGUCAAGGAGACAGUGGGAGUGCCUUCGCCCUGAGCACGGAUGGGAAGUUCUGGGUUGCAGGGAUCGUCAGCUGGGGGGUUGGCUGUGGGGUCUCUGGAAGAUAUGGAGUCUACACCAAAGUUGGCAACUACGUGGAAUGGAUCAAUAAGAUCAAACAAGACAACCAAAAUUAGUUCAUUGGGCUGAUGUUUUUGCUUCCAGAAUCAGAACCAGAAUCACUUUAUUCUUCAGUAUCAGGAUGCACAGGGAUUUGCCCUGGUUAACUGCACCGCGACACACAGCAAUCCACAUUUCAGCAGGACAACACAUGGGACACAUGACAAGGAUUUCUCACAUAGUGCAAAAACAGCGCAGCAACGCUCAGUAGUCAUCCCAAUGACAAAAGUACAAAAACACAACAGAGACGAAGUCCAGCUGCAGCUGCACACUACCUUCCCUCUCUCUCCUAUUUACUAAUCAAGAGCACGCUCGAUAACGUGGUUUUCUGAAAUUGUUAUAUUUUCAUAAACUCAAUCAGAAGCACCUGCACCAUCAGAAAUAAAAUACACUUCAAUUGUGUUUUGAUUCCUUUUUCAUACCCCUUUACUUUCUUUUCCUCUUUCAUUCAUGAUGCUGAGGAGUGCAAGUGUGCACAGCAUGCCCUUUGACCUCUUGCAUCCAUCCAGGCAUCAACCAUGACAGUUUGAUAUUUAAUCUCUGAGUUGUUAGCACUGCUGCCUCACAACUAGAGGGUCAAGGGUCCGUACCCAACCCAUGUGUGUAACGUUUUCAUGUUUUCCCUGUGUUUGUACAGUCCAAAGAUACAUAUUAGACCAGGUGUGUUAACAUUAAAUUGUCCAUAA